AUGAACUGCGCAGAUACAGUCCCGCAGGCGCCCACUUGGGCCGCCCAAACAACCGAAGAGGAGGACCUCGAUGAGCCUCCCGAGCUACAGCUUCAACACCCUAAGCCCCAGCAGUUCCAGAGAGCCCCGAUUCGACGUCCCUCCGAGCAGCCCUCGCUCCUCACAAGGGCUUUCAAGGAACAGGACCAUGAUGACUUUCGCGAGCCUCCCCGCUCCAUCCUCACCACCAGCAGCCAGCGUCGCCGCUCCAUGGCCAGCACUGUCAGCAUCGCCUCUACUGCCGACCUCACCAGCGACACUGGCCUGACCAGCCCUUCUCGCACCAACACGCCCAGCCCUCCUAUUCCUGAGAUGGCCAUGCUCCGCCUGAACAGGGACGGGUUUCGCAUCAGUCCCAACGCUGCUGCCCCGAGCCAUACUGCCGAGGGACAGGCCCAUGAGGCUCCGAAAGAAGCUCCUCGCAAACGCUGCAUCCAGUUUGCGUGCGCUGCUAAACCUCAGCAAGACACCACUGUCAACUCGGCUCCUUCUGAGAAGGCCCCUGAGACGCAGGAGCCGCGACGCUCAUGCAUCCGUUUUGCUUGCCCACCUCGCCCUGCAGAGACUCACAAUGCACAACCCAAAGCUGCUGAGCCUUCCCUUUCAUCCACCUCGCUUCCCGCCGCUGAGUCACCUUCUACUCCAAAGAAGACUUCGGCUCUCACAGCUGCCUUGGCUGCUAGCCCUACUACCAUCCGCCGUCCUUCCAACCGACCCCAGGCUGCCAGGCCCAAGUUCCUGCGCGCCAACUCGACAGACCUCGUCAAGGACUCUUCUCAGUUUCAUGAGUUUGCCAGUGGCAUUUCCCGUGAAGACGACUGGAUCCGCCAGGACAACAACGUCGCCCUUCUCACCAAGCUCACUAUCAAUGAUACUCUGACCAAGGAAAUCAACUUUCGCCGCCUUGCUGAUGAGGCUGAAGAGGAAGCGCUCCUGGAAGAAGACGAGGAGAAGGAUGAAGGCCUGGAAGAUGACGAUGACGAGGAUGAUCAAGAUGACGAAGAGGAUGGGGGCGAGGACGAGUACGAUGUGAACAUCGAGGAUGAAGACGACGAGGAUCUGGACGACUGUGAUGGCUACUCCACUGACGAGGAAACCGGCUUUGCCGACUCUGACGAUGAUGAGGAGGAUGAGAACAUGAUUCUCUGGACUCCCAGCCAUGCCAAUGCCACCGGCCACAGUUCCAGCACCCUCCUGGCUCGCCGUCCUUCGGCUGCUUCCCAGCUCUCAGAUUGCUCCACCAUCUCCAACCGCAGCCGCAAGGUUGCCCGUCGCUCCAAGCCUCGUGAUAUCCAUUCGGACCAUGAGGCACAUGAUCUGCCCGACAGCACCGACUUUGUCUGUGGUACUCUCGACGAGGACCGACCACUGGAGGAGGCUUAUAUGUCUUGUCUUGCUGCUCGCCGAAAUGAGAAGCUGCGCAUUAUCCCUCAGGAUAUUGACCCGAGCUUCCCAACCUCGGAUCCCGAGAACGACGAGGAUGACGAGGAUGAACGUCGCAACGGCAGCGACGAGGCUACUUGGAUGCCCGCCAAGAUGGAUGACAUUCAUGACGACGACAGAUCCCGCCGCCGCAGAAAGAGUGAGCAGGCAUCGCCUCGCAAAUACCACUCUCCCCCGCCCAAGCGACGCUUGUCGCCGGCCCCCAAGCCCCGUGCUCGCUCCCCGAAGCCUCUUUUCGAUCGUCGCUCGCCCCGUCGCAUGCGCUCUCCUGCUCCUCGUGCUCUCACCACGCCCCUUCAAUCUCCGCGUCAAGGCGAGGUCGCUCACUUCAAGCUUGCUGGACGUCCUGAUGUGACUCAUACCAAGUCACUGCCUCGCCCUACUGCCAUGAUUCGUUUCAAGUCGACCCGUGCGCCCAAGCGAUUGGACGAUGAGAUUCAUAUCCGUGGUGCAGUGGAUAUCGUCAAGGGUCUUGAGAAGAAGCGCCAGAGGCGUAAGGAGAAGUUCAACCAGAAGUACUGCAACAAGGCUCGACGUGGGCAGAUCCCCGAGCGAAAGACGCAGCCGGGCCGAGGAGCUGAGCGCAUGAAGGAGCUUGGUCUUCUCAUGGCUGGCAAAAAGGAUCCCGGCAACUACGUGCUCUCUGUCUAG
Molecule: messenger RNA, 2133 nt
Organism: Akanthomyces muscarius
Lineage: Eukaryota; Fungi; Ascomycota; Sordariomycetes; Hypocreales; Cordycipitaceae
Exons: 1
Coding region: 1-2133 (710 amino acids)
Source: RefSeq, a predicted model, not a curated record